UAAUCGUGUUAGGGUUUAAGGCGUUGUCGGUCACUCUCUAAAGUAAAUCUCUUUGAGGUUUAUGCAACUGUCAAGUGUCAAGACUCUCGCUUUAUGGAAUAGAGUCAAAUUUGGAUUAAUUUCUUUUGAAUGGAUUCUACUGAUGAUGAUUUCGGUGACUUGUACGUUGAUGAUGCCAAGGUUCAGGCCAGUGAUGCUUCCGCCGACGAUGUAGGAUUCGUAAAAUCGUGCAAAGAAUCGGAAUGUGCUACGAAUUCCAGCGAUUUUGAAGGGACGGUAAAACCUGAUUUGGAAGGUGAAAUGAAGAAAUUUGAUGUUGUUGCUAAGGAUUCGAGUCCGUGUGACGACGAUUGUGCUGUGAAUCUGACUGAGGCCGAUGAAGAAUUGGAAUUUAGUGACAGUGAUAGUGAUGAUGAUUUGAAUAUAGUGCUCAAAGACGACGAUUCUAAACCCCUUCCUGCUGCUUGUGUCUUUAACACCAACUAUGGCGGAUCCAAAGCUUGCUCGUUUCAGAGACGGUGGACUAGAAACGCUUCAGCUAAUAACGCUUGCAUUGAUCCGUCUUUAGGAAUGUCUCAAUAUGGAUAUAGUUUCUCAAACCCUUGGUCCAGGACACCUUUUGACGUAAAUUUCGAUGUGUUUGAGAAGAAGCCAUGGAGGAAUCCUGGUAUGGAUACUACUGACUUCUUUAAUUUUGGCUUGAACGAGCAAAGCUGGAAAGAUUACUGUAAACCGUUGGGAAGAGCAAUUGAGGUUGGAGGUGGAACUCUUGAGCGAAUACCUUCUGCAGAUUUGCGUCGUCCACGUGAUUCAGACCCUGGCGUGGUGAUACAGAUCCUUGUUACUAAUGAUGUUGAGGAGCUAUCAAUCAUGACACCUGAGAGAGCAAGGUGCAUAACAUCAAAUGAAGCAUCUAGAAGUGACGAUUCUCAUUCAAAUGACAGGAAUGAUUUGAAUUCAGUCGAUGAUUCUCCAAAAGAUGAAGCUUUUGUGGGCUGUCAAGAAAAAAACGCUGCAAGUUUCAGUGGCGAGAAAUCUCCUCCAACAGAGAAUUGCUGCAGUAGGGAAGUGACACCUAGUGAUAAGGAAAUGCUCGAGGAGGAGAAAGAAGAGGGUUUUUGCAAUUCUGAUGAGACGGAUCCAUCCUCAGUGGAGAGGGAAUCAUCUCUUGGAGAUCGCAUUCGUUUGAGCCCUACCUCUUCUUGCUCUGCUGGUAAAAAUGAGGAAUCUGAUGAUUAUGAAACAGAGUCAUUGAAAGACAGUGCUACUGAUGACCAACGUGAAGUCAGUACCCCACCACAACAAGCUAGACUUGCAGAACAUGAAGCAAUUAGUAUCAAAAGAGGGGGAAAUAGUGGCACAAUGCAUUCUAGACCCAGAAGAUCUCACGAAGAUUCAAGCAAAAGGCACUGUGGGAGAGCUGGCUAUGCUGGCUAUGUUAAGGAUGCAUCGCCUACACCAGAUCCUGGUUGUGGCAAGAAAGUUCGUUCUCGACAUGGAAGUUUGUAUCGUGAUUCAAACAAAAACUGGCAGAAGGGACCACGUGUUACAUUAGAAAGGGAUGAAACUGAAGGUAAAGGCGUUCAUUACUAUAGAGAGAAUUGUCAUGGUAGAUUGUAUUCAUCUGUGGAUCAUGCUAAGCAUAGAAAGCACAGGUUUGGUUGGCGCAACAUCAAAGAAUCAUCACUGGGUCGAGGUUUUGAUCAUUCUAAUAGUUACAAGUGUGGGGCGCAUCCUAAAGAGUAUACCUCACGUUCAUCCUUCGAUCUUAAUCAGAGAAAUUCUAGAUCAAGUUUUAAAGAAGAGGAUGAUCGAUAUGGUUGGCAUCAUUGUGAAAGAAAAUAUGGUCAUGAAAGAAGUCCUGUCCGCGCCUACGAAAACUACAAAGAAAGAAAUGGGUGCAAUUGGCUAAGAGAACCUUAUUAUGAGGACUGUAUACCGAUUACUGGCAUGGAUUAUAGGUACCGGUCAGAUUACACUUCUGCACAUGCAAUACACAACCUCAAUCAGAGUCCAGAGAAUGAUAUUUAUUGCAGAAGAAGGGGUGGAUACGAUUCUAAUUUGCAUCGCCAUAGAUAUGAAGAUGUAGUUCACAGGGCAGAAAGUAGAAUUCCAUUUGAGCGGGCUUACAGAGAGGUGCGUUCUUUUGCUGAAGUGGAAAUGAGAGAAUAUCAAGGGUAUAAAAGGCAUGAGGAAUUCUCUGAAAUAGAGAAAAGACGCCAUUACACUCAUGAUUGGAAUCUUGAUAGAUUUGUCUCAGAGAAAGAUGAUUGUAAGUAUAGAACCCAAGAUGAUUGGUCCUCACCGUCUUUAUCUUUGAGAGAUUCUUGGUAUACCAAAGAAGCAAAAGGUGAUUUCUGGAGAGAUGAUGCUAGAGACUUUAGAACAGCUGAAGCAUAUGACAACCAGAAUAACCAGUUUCAUAAGGCUGCAACGAGAGAUGGUCGGACGCAGAAUCUUGGUCGUAGUGAUAAUGUGAGCAUAAAAGAUAGACUAAAGGAUGAUGAUGAUUGGGUUUGUCCUGAUAGAGGAAGAUAUAAUACGGCAGAUGACAUUCAAUGUUCAAUGAGAGAAGUUACUUAUUCUGGGCAUCCAUCAUAUACUGAUGAGAUAUUAGUCCGCGACCUAAGAAUACCAACACAUAAUCGAAUGGCUAUCAAACAAAGGUCUGAAUGUUUUAAGAGGCAUAUUCGUGAAAAUGAUGAGAGACAUCACAAAUCCAAGAAGCUGAGAGGAGAUGGGCAUUCUUUCAUCAAGCGUCAGGAUCCAGUUGACUUAGCUGGUAGGCAAGGAAAGCGCUCAAACCAAUCAAACAAAAGAUUCUCCAAUGGCGAGCAACAAGAUCUUCAAAAACCAAGAAAGUUAGUGGGCAAAAGCGAAGAGAAAGCUAUGCAGACUCGAGAUAUAAAUGACAAAGAAGAAGGCGAGAUCAUAGAAGAAGCGACGAACGUGAAAGGUGUAGAAAUAGACAAUGAGCGUAUACAAGAGAGCCUGAAGAAGAUGGAGAAACGGAGGGAGAGGUUCAAGGGAACCAAAAUGGCGAGGACGGUAGAAGCCACAUUCAAAUCUGAAACGGAAAGGAGAGCUAAAACCGAUGUUACUAAUCAACAGAGACCGGUUAGAAAGAGGAGAUGGUGUGCAAGUUAGAAGAUCAUAUUGGCUGGGCUGUUUCAGGUUAAGUCAUAAUAACGGUUUAUUGAUGGUAUAUGCUAUAUCUAAACCGAUAAAUUAAAGUGGAUGUGUUUUAAUCCGACAAAAGUCAGAAAACCGAACAAUUGACUGUGACCUGGUGAUCUUGCUUGUGCUUUUUGAUCCCUUGUAAGUUUUAACUAGAAGAUUUGACUUUAAUAUUUACAGUUUUGAGUA
Arabidopsis lyrata subsp. lyrata is the source of this 3366-nucleotide messenger RNA. RefSeq names its product FIP1[III]-like protein. NCBI's taxonomy places the organism in Eukaryota, Viridiplantae, Streptophyta, Magnoliopsida, Brassicales, Brassicaceae. Gene Ontology annotation, biological process: mRNA processing. Bases 130 to 3147 code for a protein of 1005 amino acids. The transcript is spliced from 5 exons. The record is from RefSeq and is a predicted model, not a curated record.